AUGAAGAGUCGACGAUUCUACGGAACUGCGGCUUUGUUGCUCCUCCUUUUCUUAUUGCCAUUCAUUCUCGAUGGCAUGAAUCAAUCUUAUCAUCAAAUAUCCAGUGGACUUCUUUCCUUUUCAUCGGGUCAUGGAGCAAUUUCUCAAUCAACAACAACAACAACAUCAUCAUUUGUCGUAGAGGCUCAACGAAGACGAAGAAGAAGAUUAAAUCUCGAGAAAAAGUUAAAGACUCGCCGUAGUAGUCGUGAUGAGUAUGAAGAGGAUGAUGAUGACGACGAUGAUGAAGACAAUUAUAAUUACAGAAAACCAAAGAAACAAAAACAACAACCUCCAUCUCCACCUCCGCAACAACAACCACAAGAGGAUGACGAUGAACAAAAUGGAGAUCUAGACAGUGCCUCUUCUACUGGUGGUGGUGGUGGUGGUAAUAGUCGAGCAAUUGCUGAAAAGCACUCAUUCAAGCCUCCCUUCCUUUACGGAGGACAACAAGGCAUUCCGUACUGGGAAUAUGGCGGAAGUGCCAUUACUACUGAAAACUACAUUCGGGUGGUUCCAAACAUUAAAUCCAGAACGGGAUACAUUUGGAAUUUGGAACCAGUUCAUAUGAAGAGUUGGCAAGUUGAAAUUGAUUUUCUCAUUCACAAUACACAUAGUCCUGGUGCUGAUGGUUUAGCUUUUUGGUAUGCCAGAGAGCCAAUGAAAACUGGUACCUUGAUGGGCUAUACGGAGAGUUUUGAUGGUUUGGGAAUCUUGUUUGAUACCUAUGACAACAACAUGGAUGGAGAUAAUCCAGCUGUGAUUGCAAUUAUGAAUCAUGGAGGUCCAAUGAAGCUUGAUGUGGAUAAUGAUUUUAGAGCCAACCAAUUGGAUCGUUGUCGAGCAGAUUUUAGAAAUCCAACACAUGGUAGAACUACAGCUCGAAUUACUUAUCAAAACCGAAUGUUGAGUGUUUAUAUGGAUACUACAAACUCUGGACAAUUUACCAAAUGUUUCGAAAUUAAUAAUGUGCACUUGAAGGAUGGCUAUUAUUUCGGUAUCACUGCUGCCACUGGAGGAUUGGCUGACAAUCAUGACGUGCACAGUUUCUUGGCCUAUGAUCUUGCCUAUGAGCCACACAAAGAGGCAACUGAAUCUCAUCAUCACAGAGGUUGGUAUGAUCCCUAUGAAGAAUUCCAAAAGUAUCUCGAAAAACAAAAGAAGGAAGAGGAAAUUUUAAAAAAUUCUCAAAAUGAACCACAGCAAGAUCAACAUGCCAGUACAACAGAUUCAAGCCAUACUGGCAACACUUUGCAACAUGAUGUGACUGCUGAACUUGAAAGAAAGAAGAAGGAAGAGGAGGAUACAUGGGCACAAGAGCAAAAGCUGUUCGAUGACCUUAAGGAAAAGAUGAAGCAUGUUGAUGAGCCACAACAAGAGCCAGCUCAAACCAAGCCACAACAAAAAUCAAACGAAGCUCAACCACCUGUCCAACAUCAUGAAGGAGGCGCCGUCACUUUCAACAUGCAAACAGGAUUGCUCAUUUUGGAAGCUUUGGAAGAAGUGGUCAGAACUAUUAAGAAAUCCUCAACAAAGAGUGACAUUAUUAAUAUUCUGGAGUUUGUAAGCGAAGUUUCUAAAAAACAAGAAGAAGUUCAAAGAAAAUUCACAGAAUUUAGCGAAGACACAAAGAAGGAUGUGGCUGUUACUUUGGCAGAGUUGAAGAGAGAUACUGAUACUUUGAACAGUCAACUCAGAAGAUUGGACUCACUCAUUACCAACAUUUACAAUGAUGUUGGCAAUAUUCAACGAUCUCAUGGAGACAUUCAACAAGGAAUUUCUAAACAAUCAGAGUCAUUGGGAGAAAUGCAAAGAUUUAGUAAUGGCUGGUUAUUGGUCAUUUUCAUCUUCUUCCAAAUUGUGUUCGCCAUUGGUUUUAUUUAUUACAAAAAGUUCCAAGAAAGCAAGACCAAAUUUUACUAG
This is a messenger RNA of Naegleria fowleri, 1962 nucleotides long. RefSeq lists its product as uncharacterized. Gene Ontology annotation, cellular component: COPII-coated ER to Golgi transport vesicle; endoplasmic reticulum membrane; endoplasmic reticulum-Golgi intermediate compartment. The transcript is spliced from 2 exons. Bases 1 to 1962 code for a protein of 653 amino acids. The record is from RefSeq and is a predicted model, not a curated record. Gene Ontology annotation, biological process: Golgi organization; endoplasmic reticulum organization; endoplasmic reticulum to Golgi vesicle-mediated transport. NCBI's taxonomy places the organism in Eukaryota, Heterolobosea, Eutetramitea, Acrasida, Naegleriidae. Gene Ontology annotation, molecular function: D-mannose binding.